Molecule: messenger RNA, 1924 nt
Organism: Chelonia mydas (Green sea turtle)
Lineage: Eukaryota; Metazoa; Chordata; Testudines; Cheloniidae
Gene: FOXR1
Product: forkhead box R1
Exons: 6
Coding region: 203-1177 (324 amino acids)
Biological process (GO): regulation of DNA-templated transcription
Cellular component (GO): nucleus
Molecular function (GO): DNA-binding transcription factor activity; sequence-specific double-stranded DNA binding
Source: RefSeq, a predicted model, not a curated record
GCCACCUUUUAAUUCACCUGGUCAAAUCUCUCUUAUGCUCUUGCUCUCUCUUUUUUUUUUUAAAAUGUGAGAUCAAAUCUUAUAGAGCAGAAUUAGAGAGUUAAAAGUUAGCAGUGGUUAACUCUCUGUGGCUUGCUCUGUGUUCUCCCUCCAACAUUCAGGGUAUGCAGCAGGUGUGGGUUAUUUUGCAGAUUAUAAGAAAAUGUAUUUGAAUUUUCAAAACAAAACAUUUUGGGAAAGCCUGCAUCUAAAAAGUGGCCUUGAGGACUGGGAUAUGGAGGAGGAGCUCAAGCUAACCACCACCACCGAUCAGUUUCCUCAAGCUGCAGAUGAAAAACAGAACCAUCACAUGCUGAAGUGGCAGUCUGAGCAACAGGUGCGCAGGAACUCACUCCCCAGGGAACCGUCCGAGACCCUCCCAUCCAUACGGCCUGAAUCUUAUAUGCAGCCCCAUUUGUGGAUGUGGAUGAACACCAGUCUGGUUUGCCCCAUUGCCAGCUGUCCCAGUGUGGACAUGCCAGGACCCAGUAGCCCAGCAUUCUCAGUAGCUGCUGCUCCAGGGUUUUCUCCUCCAAACCCUUCCUUGAAUUGCUCCAACCUUGACUGUUCCGAGGAGGAUCUGCUGUCGUCAUCCAGUGAGGCAGACAAGUUCACUGAGGAUGAAGAUGUCUCAUCGGUGGACAUCUCACUCUCUCAGAACAUGGAGACUCCCAAAUCUAAGGCUGCUCUGGCACCCCGGAAACCAAAGGUCCCCAGAUCUCAGAGCAAGAAGCUCAAGUACAUCCUGCAGGCGAGCACCAAACUCAAAGGGGGCUGGCCCCGGCCCCCCCUUAAUUACUGCAUCCUCAUCACCCUGGCCCUGCGUAACAGUGCAGAAGGCAGCCUGACUGUGCAGCAAAUCUACCAAUUCACACGGCAGCACUUUCCCUUUUUCCAGACAGCCCCAGAUGGCUGGAAAAACACCAUUCGUCACAAUCUGUGCUUCAGUAGCAGCUUUGAAAAAACCACCCACUUUGUGUGCAACGAGGGCAACCGCAAGUCCCGCCUGUGGAAGCUGACACUAGAAGGCUGCAGAAAGUUCCAGGAAGAGGUAUGGGCUCUAUCUGAGGAGGCCCUCGACUUAGUGAGCCAGAGCUUGAGCAAACCAGAACAGAUGCAAUCUUUGUUCAGUCUCUGAUCCCUGCUACCCCCGAGAUAAGGACCAUGUGGUUCCCAAGCAGCUUAUUUCCUCCUGAGCUACUACAGUCAGCUUCCAAGCAAUUGCAGAAGGGAGCCCUAGAUGUGAAUGGAAACUCUAGGAACUCAGACCUCUAAUCAGAGAGAGCUGGGUCAGACCUGCUGCCUCCUCUCCCCCACAACGGCUUGCUCUGGGCAGGCUGUGUCUCUCAAAUACUUUAAGAGGGAGCCUCAGCUAAAGGAUUUUCACUAGAGAGUAUGGGGUAGUAGGAAAAUCUGGUCCUCUUGACUUCUAUGUUUUCGCCCUUUCAGCAGUUUGAGUGGCUAUCCUUUCCAUGAUCCACUCGCUGCCGAUGGUCAGAGUUGGUUAUGUUUGAGGGAAGAUUACAGGAAGCUUUGGCAUAAUCUUGGGAAUCUCAAGGCCUUUACUCUAACAGCAAGUUCUCAGCUGCUUCUGUGCAAAAUGUUCUUUCCCCUGUACAAGAAGACUGGGGUAAAGUCUAUCUUUUAAAUUCCUUAUUCUCAUUCUGCACUUAAUGUUCUGUAAAGUAUGCUAAAGGUAAAAAGCACUAAGGGCAGCUGAACUAUUAAAAAAAUCCUAAACACCAUGAAACACGAAGCAAACAGUAAGAGCUAGAGCAGAGUUCAGACAUUCCACUGCAGCCACUUAAAGAUCCUAAAGACAUUGUCAUUUUAUUUUGCUGAAGUUCCAGCUGACUAGCCCCAGAGUGGUUUUUUUUUUUUUUUU